Molecule: messenger RNA, 348 nt
Organism: Meloidogyne enterolobii
Lineage: Eukaryota; Metazoa; Nematoda; Chromadorea; Rhabditida; Meloidogynidae
Source: the annotation of a GenBank genome assembly
AUGCCAUUGAAACUGCAAAUUAGGCCUACUUGGCAUUUAGCUAAAUGGUCGGUUGCAUGGACUGUUGUAGAUAUUGUUAAGGAAAACAAAUCUAACAGCAACGAUCUGGUAAGGUAUGAAUCAAAUGGUUAUGUCUCUGAUAAUCGAGAUGAUUCAUAUUCGCCUUCUACAUAUUUGCUCCAUUUACCUUCAAAUGAAAGAAAGAAAACUGUUGCUGUUUUGAUGACUGUUCGAGCUGUUCUAUUUGAUGCUGUUUUUCUUUUCUAUAAUCCAAAGACGGGUCAAUUUACCCAAAGAUCUUACGCUAAAUUCCAUAAAAGGUUUUUAAUGUUUUUUAAAAUUUGUUAA